UCCAGACUCUUCUCGGUCUAAGCCAAAAUGGCGGCCGCCAUGGGAAACAUUCGUUUGCCUCUUGUGGUAAUUCUAGGCUCCACUGGUACUGGAAAAUCCAAGCUAGCCAUCGAAAUAGGUAAAAGAAUAGGUGGAGAAAUCCUCAGCGCUGACUCUAUGCAAGUUUACAAAGGCUUGGACAUUAUAACGAACAAGGUGACUGCUGAGGAACUCUCACAAUGCCCUCACCACUUGAUCGAUUUUGUUUCGCCGCUGAAAGAAUUCUCUGUCGUGGAAUUCCGAAAUAUGGCCUUACCUUUGAUCGAAGACAUCAAAACGAGAGGAAAAAUUCCGAUAAUCGUUGGCGGCACAAACUAUUACAUCGAAUCUGUCUUAUGGGAUAUCUUGAUUGACGAAGAUAGAAGCACUAGUUCGUCUAGUAGCGGAGAUGAAUCAGAAAAACGCACAAAAGGUAUCAAGCAACGAAAAGAGAUCCAAAGUAAAGAAGUUGAAAACUCUAAUGAUGCACUUGGUGAGACGGUAGUGGCGUGUGGAGAGACAGCUAAAGGAACUAGCCAAUCUGAAGAAAUGCCAGGACAUUUAGAACGGAAUAAGGAGUCAAGCUCAAAGACAAGCCUCUAUGAAAGGCUCAGGGAGGUUGAUCCAGCCAUGGCAGAUCGUCUACAUCCAAGUGAUUCCCGGAAAAUUGCACGAAGUCUUCAGGUAUAUGAACAACUCGGCAGGCCUCACAGUAAGAUUCUGCAAGAACAGCAACAGAGACUAGGGGGAAGUGUUUAUGGUGGACCCCAGAGAUAUAAACACAUGUGUGUAUUUUGGCUACAGUGUCAGAGAGAGAUCCUUAAUGAGAGGCUUGAUAGUAGAGUCAAUGAAAUGUUGGAUAGAGGCUUAAUUGAAGAACUCUUGGACUUUCAUCGUGAAUACAACCACGUGUUGGAGAGAAAGGAUGUCGACACAAAAUACACAGAAGGUAUAUUUCAGUCCAUUGGUUUCAAAGAAUUUCAUGAGUUUCUUGUCAAACAGGAAGGAAAAAAGUUUGAUAAAAGCAAUGCAUCCAAAGAGGACAAAGAACUUUUGACAACAGGUGUCGAAAACAUGAGGACAGUCACACGUAGGUAUGCAAAAAAGCAAAUGACAUGGGUGAGAAACCGCUUCUUGGCAAGACCAAGUAUCUCUGCACCUGAUGUUUAUGGACUAGAUGCAACUGAUCUUGAGAAAUGGGAGGGCAAUGUUCUUAAAACUGCAUUAGAUAUUUUAGAUAAAUUGAUAAAAGGGGAAAAUCCACUUAUCAACCCUCUCCCCAGGGUGAUCAUCCAAGAUGAUCGGCAUGCAAGGCAUGUGUGUGAGAUCUGUGGCAACCGCAUUAUUCUUGGUGAAGAAAACUGGAAAAAACAUUUAAGGUCCAGGUCACACAAAUGGCAUGUCAAGUGUGAGGAGAAGAACAGACAUCAAAACUCUGGUGUUAACGAUAAGUGAGAAUAAUAUAUUAUGAAUGAGAAUAAUAUAUUAUGAAUGAAAAUAAUAGUUUUUUUUUUUUUUCAAUAUAAUUGUAUCCAUGACAAAAUCCUGGAUCAUGAUUGGCUCUCCACAUGCCUAUUUGUCAUUUAAUCUGUGCGCGAUCACGUGGGUGUCCAAUUACAGGUAUUCAAUUUGAACUUUUUGUAAUUGAUUACCCACGUGGCAGAAGCAUUACCUUCUCUUGUUGAAGCGUGCCUAUGAUCAUACGGUAACUUUCACCUGACUGUUGAUUAGAAAAAUAAAUAUACUACUAAACCUU
Messenger RNA from Orbicella faveolata, 1774 nucleotides. RefSeq names its product tRNA dimethylallyltransferase, mitochondrial-like. The record is from RefSeq and is a predicted model, not a curated record. NCBI's taxonomy places the organism in Eukaryota, Metazoa, Cnidaria, Anthozoa, Scleractinia, Merulinidae.